AUGGAGGGACCACCCACCCAUCACUUCAUGGCGGGGAAGUCUCUGGCCUCUGUGCUGAGUGAACUCCCCAGUGCUGCCACCCUGCGCUACCGUGGCCCCGGGGUGCCGCCCUGGGGGGCCCUGGAGGGGGAGGAGGAGAGAAGCGGCAGGCAGACCCCGGCAGCGGCCACCCCGGCAGAGCUGGAGGAGCCACAGGCCCCGCGGGCGCUGCCCUGGCCCAUGGCGGCCCGCCGGGCGCACAGGCAGAGCCAGGCCUGGGACCAGACAGCCCACGGCUCGGAAUCCCGCACGACCCGCUGGGCCAGGCUGCUCCGCGGGUCCCGGGAGAAGACGAGGAAGUGCAUCCACAGGCUGAAGCCCUGGGCAUGGACCCUGAAGAGGAUCGGGGGACAGUUCGGCGCCGGCACCGAGUCCUACUUCUCGCUUCUGCGUUUCCUGCUGUUUCUCAACCUGCUGGCCGUGCUGCUGGUGGUCUGCAUGGUGCUGUUGCCCACCUGGCUGGACGGGGCUCCCCCGGGGCCCCCGGCCCCUGACCCCUCCUCACCCUGCGGGACCUACAACCCCCGCUCCCAAGGCCUGGUCACCUUCCUCUCCCAGCUCUUCAACUUACUCUCCGGAGAGGGUUACCUGGAAUGGUCCCCCCUCUUCUACGGCUACUUCCCGGCCCGCCCGCGCCUGGCCGUGCCCUACCUGUGCUCGGCCUUCGCCAUCAGCCUCCUCAGCCUCGUGCUCAUCUUGUACCGCUCCGUGUCCGGUAUGAAGCAGAUGCUGCUGGCCGAGUCGGGGACUCUGACCAGCUACAGCCACCGGGUGUUCACCGCCUGGGACUUCGGCCUCCGCGGGGACGUGCACGUGCGGCUGCGCCAACGCAAGAUCCUGUAUGAGCUGCAGGUGGAGCUGGAGGAAGCCGUGGUGCGGCGCCAGGCCGCGGGGCGCACGCUGGGCCAGACGGUGCGCCUGUGGGCGGUGCGCGCGCUGCUCAACCUGCUGGUGCUGGCGCUCCUGGGCGCGGCCUUCUACGGCGUCUACUGGGCCACGGGGUACACCGUGCAGCUGCAGGAGACGCCCCUGGUGCAGCAGACGCCGCUGCUGCAGCUCGUGGUCAACUUCCUGCCGUCCGCGUUCAUCUCGGCCGUCAACUUCGUGCUGCCCCCGGUGUUCAAGCUCAUCGCCCCCCUGGAGGGCUACACGCGGGGCCGCCAGAUCGUCUUCAUCCUGCUGAGGACCGUGUUCCUGCGCCUCGCCUCGCUGGUCGUCCUGCUCUUCUCCCUCUGGGCGCAGAUCACCUGCGGCGGCAACGCCGAGGCCAAGAGCUGCCAGGGCUGCGGCUACAACAAGGAGCUUCCGUGCUGGGAGACCCGGGUGGGCCAGGAAAUGUACAAGCUGCUGCUCUUCGACCUGCUGACCGGCCUGGCCGUCACGCUGCUCGUCCAGUUCCCUCGCAAGCUGCUGUGCGCCCGCUGCCCCGGCGCCCUGGGCCGCCUGGCGGGGACCCUGGAGUUCGAGGUGCCCAGCGAGGUGCUGGGGCUCAUCUACGCGCAGACGGUGGUCUGGGUGGGCACCUUCUUCUGCCCUUUGCUGCCGCUGCUCAACACGGCCAAGUUCCUGCUGCUCUUCUACCAGAAGAAGGUGACGCUCUUCGCCACCUGCUCGCCGGCCUCGCGCACCUUCCGCGCCUCCACCGCCAACUUCUUCUUCCCGCUGGUGCUGCUGCUGGGCCUGGCCGUGUCGGCGGUGCCGGUGCUCUACAGCAUCUUCCUCAUCCCGCCGUCCAGGCCGUGCGGGCCCUUCCGCGACCUCCCGUCCAUGUGGGCGCAGAUCCCGCGGGCCAUCGAGGGCCUCCCGCAGGCCACCCAGGACUUCCUCUUCUUCCUGGGCACGCAGGCGUUCGCCGUGCCCCUGCUGCUGGUGUGCAGCAUCCUGCUGGCCUACACCGUGGCCGUGGCCAACUCGUACGGGCGCCUCAUCUCGGAGCUGCAGCGGCAGAUCCAGACGGAGGCGCAGAACAAAGUCUUCCUGGCGCAGCGCGCCGUGGCGCUGAGCGCGGCCCAGGGGUGAGCGCCGGGGUCCAGAGGGCGCCCUG
Messenger RNA from Ochotona curzoniae (black-lipped pika), 2083 nucleotides. RefSeq names its product transmembrane channel like 4 (gene TMC4). Gene Ontology annotation, cellular component: plasma membrane. Gene Ontology annotation, molecular function: mechanosensitive monoatomic ion channel activity. The record is from RefSeq and is a predicted model, not a curated record. Bases 1 to 2058 code for a protein of 685 amino acids. NCBI's taxonomy places the organism in Eukaryota, Metazoa, Chordata, Mammalia, Lagomorpha, Ochotonidae. The transcript is spliced from 15 exons.